Messenger RNA from Trichoderma virens Gv29-8, 1182 nucleotides. RefSeq lists its product as uncharacterized. The coding region runs from base 67 to 1101 and encodes 344 amino acids. The transcript has 5 exons. The record is from RefSeq and is a predicted model, not a curated record. Lineage: Eukaryota; Fungi; Ascomycota; Sordariomycetes; Hypocreales; Hypocreaceae. Gene Ontology annotation, cellular component: cytosol. Gene Ontology annotation, molecular function: NAD binding; glyoxylate reductase (NADPH) activity; hydroxypyruvate reductase [NAD(P)H] activity.
UGAACAUCUGGGAUAUUCUUCUGUUGCUCCUUUGAUCAAAACAUAGGGAAACACCAAUUCUUGAAAAUGGCUGGAUCUGCUUCACAAAAACCCGGCGUCCUAAUGCUCGGCAUUGUCCAUCACGCCAAGGAAGAGUUCAAGAAGCUCUCCGACAUCGCAGAUGUCAUGCAAGUGACAACCGGUUCGCGUGACGAAUUCCUUCGCGAUUGCGACAAUGGCAAGUACGACAAUGUGGUCGCCAUUUCGAGAACAUACGACUCGGUGGCGAUUACCGGAAGAUUUGACACUGAACUCGUAUCUCACCUCCCUCCAUCAGUCAGAUUCAUCUCACAUAAUGGGGCGGGUUACGACCAAAUUGAUAUCCAGCCCUGCACGGAUAAGAACAUCUCCGUAUCAAACACCCCCAAAGCCGUCGAUGCUGCCACCGCAAACACAGCCAUCUUCCUCAUCCUCGGAGCUUUGCGCCGUGCCUGGAUUCCCCAGCUCGCUCUUCGAGAAGGCAAGUGGAGGGGAGCAAGCCCUCUUGGCCGCGAUCCCCAUACUUUGACGCUCGGUGUCCUGGGUAUGGGUGGCAUUGGAACUGCUACGGCCAAGCGCGCCGCUGCUCUUGGGUUCAAAUUGCAAUACCACAACAGAAGGUCUGUGGACGAUUUAGACAAGCAUUUUGCUUCUCUAGAAGUUCCAAAAUACGUAAGCUUCCAGGAAUUGCUCCAGACGAGCGAUGUCAUUUCGGUUCAUCUACCCCUAGGACCAGCAACUCAGGGUUUGAUCGGCAAGAAAGAGUUUGGCUUGAUGAAGAACGGCGUGAUCAUUGUAAAUACAGCCAGAGGAGCUAUCAUCGACGAAGAGGCGCUAGCGACGAGCCUUGAGUCUGGCAAGAUUUGGAGCGUUGGGUUGGAUGUUUACGAGAAAGAGCCCGCGAUCAAUCCUAAGCUAAUCAGCCAUCCCGGUGCUGUCUUGUUGCCUCACAUUGGUACUGCGACUAUUGAUACUCAGAAGGAAAUGGAGAUUCUGGUAAUUGAUAACGUCAAGAGCGCGAUCACACAAGGAAAGUUUCUUACACAGGUACCGGAACAGAAGCCUGUAUUAGCGAAAGUAUAAGGAAAAGGAAAGAAGGAAAGUGAAUGGGGCUCUAGGACUAAGUAAAUGUCAAAAAGACCAGAAUAGAGAUAUUUAUUAAUU